CUAUUCCUUGUAGUUCCUUCGCGGCGCUCGACUAUCUCCUUGUUGGACCAGGAAAAGUCCUUUUCUACGAGCCCAAUCGAUCGGCUGAUUCCGUCUCAUCGAGCCCUUAUCACUGUACUUUGUUUGCUUUCUACCUCACCAGGCCAGUCGGAGUAUACCUAGUCGCAACAUCCCCCAUCUCGACUUUACGCCCAAGAUCGUAUACAAUGUCCGAAUUCAAGUACACCGGUGAGGAAGUGACCGUUGAGCUGGUCUUUAAUGUGGCCCGACUCCUCGAGGCGAAUGGGAUUCCCUGCAUCCUCAUCAACGACUGCAUGCACGAUAUCUUUGGAUUUGAUGUAGCCGUCACUGAUAUCGAAUUUGUGAUCCCGGAUGAUCUCAUGGAUAAAGCAGUCGACGUACUGCGGGCGGCAGACUUCGCUGACGACCCCAUUGUCCCUCAGGGCGAACUCAAGUGUCGACCGUUCCGGGCGUUGUGCGAGAGAGCACGCGGCCGCGACAUUACCAGGUUUGAGCCUAUUCACUGGUUCCAUCUUGCUGGCGAGGAUGCCCCCGAUGAAUUCCACCCUGAACUGUGUCUUCACCAGAAGUCCGACUACUUCUGGAACCUGCCCGACCUUGUCCUCGGACCAGUCAAUGAAAACGACCCUCACUUCAUGCUGGCAACUGACCGACGCCUCCCCGGCAUGAUGUACUACGGCCGCCUCAACGUGGACAUUCCUCCCAUCAAAGUGCCGAGACCCGCUCGCUACGUCGAGGCCAUGAUGCUUCUCUGCGCGCGGGAUGCGCACACCAGGGACCGCGGUGCCCAGUGGGCCCUGGAAAUCCAGCUCCUCCGGGAUCUGUACUUUGAUCGUGGCUGUCUCGACGAGCUUCUCCGCAUGGAAUGUUUUUACCCGCAGUUCCAAGUCUGGUGGGAGAAUCUGUGCGAGGAUGACACUAUGCCCGCCAACGAGGAGGGAUAUGUCACUGCGCUCCGUUGGAUGGAAGAGGGCUACUUGCCCGACACCCUCUUUCCGUGGCUGUGCGAAGAGGAGGAUCCUUUUCCAGGCUAUAACUCCCCCCGUGCCGUUAUUACCGAACUCGCCUAGAUGAUCACAUCUCGGCUCCUCGUUUUCUAGUAUGAUCUAGUCAAUCCUAGGAAACAUACAACUUGA
This is a messenger RNA of Aspergillus heteromorphus CBS 117.55, 1157 nucleotides long. RefSeq lists its product as uncharacterized. The record is from RefSeq and is a predicted model, not a curated record. Lineage: Eukaryota; Fungi; Ascomycota; Eurotiomycetes; Eurotiales; Aspergillaceae. The transcript is spliced from 3 exons. Bases 207 to 1091 code for a protein of 294 amino acids.